Messenger RNA from Ascoidea rubescens DSM 1968, 630 nucleotides. RefSeq names its product mitochondrial 54S ribosomal protein mL43 (gene MRPL51). Gene Ontology annotation, biological process: mitochondrial translation. Gene Ontology annotation, molecular function: structural constituent of ribosome. The transcript is spliced from 2 exons. The record is from RefSeq and is a predicted model, not a curated record. Lineage: Eukaryota; Fungi; Ascomycota; Saccharomycetes; Ascoideales; Ascoideaceae. The coding region runs from base 64 to 483 and encodes 139 amino acids. Gene Ontology annotation, cellular component: mitochondrial large ribosomal subunit.
CUGCAUUUUGGGUUCAUUUUCAUAAAAAGUUAUUCUUUAAUACACGUCUAAUAACUGUUAAUAAUGCCCGUCAAACCACUAUCAGCAACAUCCCUUUCCAUGAAUGGUUUGGGCACAUUCAUGCUACCUUGCAAAAAAAUAGUUUUACAAUAUUGUAACUGGAAUGGUUCCGCCGAGGGAAUGAGACAGUUCAUUUUGAAUGAAUUAAAAGAUUAUGCUGCUUCAAAUCCAAAAAUCGAGUUCAACAUAAUCAAAAAAACCGGCCAUCCUGUCGUAAAAGGUUACUAUCCUUACAACCAAGUCAAAUCAAUUUGUGUCAGAAAUUUAAAACCCUUUGAAAUUAAAAGAAAAUUGGAUUUAAUCAAAAAUAAUUCAUCUGCUCAAUUAACUUCAUACAAGAAUAACGUCACAAGUAAAAAUAAAAACCCAAGAGGUAUUUGGAGUCCCUUUCAUGUUGCACCCUCUCUAAGACACAAAAUUUAAUCAGAAUUCACAUAAAUAUCUACAAAAAUCAAUAUCUUAUUAGCUAUUCAUUUAUUGUAUUACCUUCUUUUGUAAAUACUACAUUUGUCUACGUUUCUAUCCAAUUAAUACUCAUAACUUAACUUUUUAUAUUCUAUAAAUCUGUAG